Purpureocillium lilacinum is the source of this 513-nucleotide messenger RNA. RefSeq lists its product as uncharacterized. The record is from RefSeq and is a predicted model, not a curated record. Lineage: Eukaryota; Fungi; Ascomycota; Sordariomycetes; Hypocreales; Ophiocordycipitaceae.
AUGAAGUACACUGCCGUCCUCAGCCUGGCCCUGGCCACUCUCGCCGCCGCCCAGAGCCGCAGCGACCUGCCCAGCUGCGCUCUGCCCUGCCUCGACGAUGCCGUCAAGGAGAGCUCGAGCUGCAAGACGGACGACUUUGCUUGCAUCUGCAAGAACUUCGACAAGAUUCAGGGUGCUGCCACCGGCUGCAUCCUGAAGGACUGUGGCCAGGACGUCGCGCUCAACAAGGUGCUCCCCGCUACCCAGGAGCUCUGCAAGAAGGCCCUUGCUGGCGGCAGCGGUUCGUCCGCCGGCUCGUCCGCCGCCCAGACGGACGCGCCCGCGACGUCUGAGGAGUCCAGCAACACGGUUGCGCCGACUGCCACCGUCGCGCCUACAACCAGCGCUGCGCAGCCCACGGAGCCUCCGUCCACCACCACUGCCGCGAACCCUCCCUCGGUCACCGCCGGCGCGGCUGCCGUUGGCCCUGCCAUGGGCCUCGCCGUCCUGGCCCUCGGUGUCUUUGCUCUGUAA